AUGUCGAAGCGCGCGUACAACACAUCGCACACGCAGAUCACCGCCACCGACCCCAGCGGGAAUCCAAAUCCAAUCCACGACAGCUCAUUCACCUCCCCGAACUGCUCCACUAUCGUCGACUGCACAUCUGCUGCGAUGAAAACUACCGAGAGUAUCCUGGACUACUUCUACAGUGAAGGGGGUAACUUCCUCGAUACCUCGAACAACUACCAGGCCGAGGAGUCCGAGCGGUGGAUUGGAGAAUGGAUGAAGAAGCGCGGAGUGCGCGAUCAAAUGCUCGUCGCUACCAAAUUCUCGACCAACUUUCACGCCGGUCGCGGUGACAAGGAAAUCAUUGUCAAUUUCAGUGGGAAUGGCACCAAGAGCCUGCACACCUCGGUGCACGCGAGUUUGGAGAAACUUCAAACCACCUACAUUGACCUGCUCUAUGUGCACUGGUGGGAUUUUGCAACCUCGAUCCCCGAACUGAUGCAGUCGCUCAACCACCUGGUCGCCGCCGGAAAAGUCCUCUUCCUCGGGGUGAGCGACACUUCGGCCUGGGUGGUGAGUAAAGCCAACGAGUACGCGCGCAACCAUGGACUGCGUCCCUUCAGUGUCUAUCAGGGCCGGUGGAAUGCAGCCUCACGGGACUUUGAGCGGGAGAUCCUGUCCAUGUGUCGUGCGGAGGGCAUGGGAAUUGCCCCCUGGGGCGCCCUGGGGGGCGGCACCUUCGUGUCUGAAGCCCAGGAGAAGCGCGAGGGACGAGCAGUGGAACCCGGGGAGAAAGAGCGACAGGUGUCGCGCGUGUUGCAGAAGUUAGCCCAGCGAAAGGGCACGCUUCUAACCAGCAUCGCCCUGGCCUAUGUGACCAGCAAAGCCCCCUAUGUUUUCCCCAUCGUUGGCGGUCGCAAGAUCGAUCAUUCGCGCGGAAACAUCGAGGUACUCAGCAUCAAGCUCUCGGAGGAGGAGGUUCGCGAGAUCGGGGCUGCUGUACCAUUCGACCUGGCAUCCGGGGCCGUCUGGUUUCUGCGGAUGGGAGGUGAGCUCGAACAUGUGCCAGAGCCGAAGCCAUUGUCCAAAGCAUGA
Molecule: messenger RNA, 1065 nt
Organism: Aspergillus homomorphus CBS 101889
Lineage: Eukaryota; Fungi; Ascomycota; Eurotiomycetes; Eurotiales; Aspergillaceae
Product: norsolorinic acid reductase
Exons: 4
Coding region: 1-1065 (354 amino acids)
Source: RefSeq, a predicted model, not a curated record